UUUCGCAGUUUUAAAGUAGCAAAUUAUCGUUCCUGAAUAGGUGGCGCCGUGGUAGCGGAUCCUGUUCCUCUUCUUCCGGUUUCUGCACUGUGCACCUAUUUCAGUUAUAUUUUUAAUUAACGAUGCCAAGUACUUGUUGUUGUGUACCUGGAUGUCAUUUAAGAGGAGGACAUGCAUUUCCAAAUGACUUAAAAAGAAGGAAAAGUUGGAUCAACGCCAUGGCCCAUACGCAGAUUGGACGAGAACACGAUGAUAUCGUGGAGUCCAUCUCAAUCAGCUGUUGUUUGCAAGGCACGUUUUACUGAAAAAGACUACGUGCAGGAAACUAUUCAUGGGCGCAAACCCACCAUACAGAGACUUAAGUCUACUGCAAUUCCCAGCCUAUUUUCCUGGACCAAGCAAGAGACUGAAUCGUCCGCAAAAAGAAAAAUCAGGGCAGUUUCCUGUGAAAACAAAAGAACUAAACUUGAUGAAUAUUGUAGUAGAAAUCUAAAGGAAAGUUUUGAUUGUAAAGUUGGUUUUCCUGAAGAAGUCAUUCAUACUGCAGAAAGGAUUUAUGACUGUCCACCACCAACUGCCGAGCUAAUGUUGAGCUUUACAGAUGGAAUUACGCAAACACCAUCAAUGCCUAUGUUUUCAGCAGAGAAUUUUGAAAUGAAGACAUGUGUCACAGCCAUGCAUUUUUAUACCGGUUUAGAGUUGUAUACUAAAUUUUUAUUUGUUUUGACCACACUUGGUCCAGCAGCACAUUGUUUGAGAUACAUAUAUUUUCAAAUUGAUAGGGUGUCAGUUGAAAAUCAGUUUUUUUAUGACUUUGAUGAAAUUGAGGCAUCAUACAACCAACUUUGAACUGUCUAGAUUCUAGAUUGAAUCUAGUGUUAAGAAUAUUGUGUAUACAUGGAUUGUUUUUAUGUCUAAACAGUGGUGUGAGGCUAACACUUGGCCAUCUAGUGGUUUAGUCAGGUAUUUUUCACCAUCCAACUUUAAAUUAAAGUUUCCUACAACUUGGAUUAUUAUUGACGGCACAGAAUAUCCCGUGAUAAAACCUAAAGCUCCUAGAGCUCAGGCAACCUUUUCAUCAAAUAAAAACAGAAACACUGAAAAUUCUUGAAUAUUUGACACCUGGUGGUUUAGUCAACUAUGUCUCUAUGUCACAUAGAGCGAAUUAUUGGACUUGGCAAAACAUACAAAAUUCUAAUAAAUCCUAUGAAUGGAACUGAAACAAAACUUUCAUCUGAAAUAACAUUUAGUUGUUUUAUGUUGUGUAAUUUUAGAACUUGUAUUGUGCCAAAGGAUGCAUAAAUAAAAGUGACGCAAUG
Molecule: messenger RNA, 1319 nt
Organism: Mytilus californianus (California mussel)
Lineage: Eukaryota; Metazoa; Mollusca; Bivalvia; Mytilida; Mytilidae
Exons: 2
Coding region: 250-849 (199 amino acids)
Source: RefSeq, a predicted model, not a curated record